Messenger RNA from Babjeviella inositovora NRRL Y-12698, 2250 nucleotides. RefSeq lists its product as uncharacterized. NCBI's taxonomy places the organism in Eukaryota, Fungi, Ascomycota, Pichiomycetes, Serinales. Gene Ontology annotation, biological process: fatty acid beta-oxidation using acyl-CoA oxidase; lipid homeostasis. Gene Ontology annotation, molecular function: fatty acid binding; FAD binding; acyl-CoA oxidase activity. The transcript has a single exon. Gene Ontology annotation, cellular component: peroxisome. The record is from RefSeq and is a predicted model, not a curated record. The coding region runs from base 28 to 2133 and encodes 701 amino acids.
UCUCUUCCCCACACCACACACUAUAAAAUGGCAUCCAUUACUUACGGCACCGCACCAAACCCCGCGGCCUCAAUCCAGAAGGAGAGAGACCAGACAACCUUUGACCUCCAGGAGAUGAACCUCUUCUUGGAGGGAGGUGACCCACGCGUGCAAGAGGCGAUCAAAGAGGUGUACUUCCAGUUUGAACGUGACCCAAUUAUGCACACAGGACCAGGUUACUAUGACGCGGAUAAGAGCGAGCACCGUGAGAACACCGCGCGCAAGAUCGCGCGCAUCGCGCAAUACCUCGAGAUGGAUGGGCGCUACCCAGGGCUGCAGAUGGGCGCCAAACGCUUGGAAAUGUACAACAUGUUGGACCCGCAAGGUUUUACCCGUAUCGGGAUCUUCCUCGGGCUCUUCCUCGGCUGUGUGGAAAGCAACGGGACCGCGGAGCAGUACAAGUACUGGCUGCAAACGACCAUGGGUCAGUACGUGCGCGGUAUCUACGGGUGCUUUGGGAUGACGGAACUUGCACACGGGUCUAACGUUGCGGGCGUUGAGACUACCGCGACGUUUGAUAUUGCGACUGAUGAGUUUGUUGUCACGACGCCGCACGUGGGCGCGACCAAGUGGUGGAUCGGCGGCGCCGCGCACUCCGCAACGCAUUGUUCGGUCUACGCACGCCUUGUGGUCAAGGGCAAGGACUACGGCGUCAAGCAGUUUGUCGUGCCUUUGCGCGAUGCCAACUUUGACUUGAUGCCGGGUGUGACGGUCGGAGACAUUGGUGCCAAGAUGGGCAGAGAUGGGAUUGACAACGGCUGGAUCCAGUUCAAUAACGUGCGCAUUCCGCGCGUGUUCAUGUUGCAGAAGUAUGCAAAGGUUACACGUGACGGGGCUGUCACUGACUCCCCGUUGAACCAGUUGUCGUAUGCAGCGCUUGUCGGCGGCAGGGUGUCUAUGGUACGCGACUCGUUCCGCUUCGGCUCGCGCUUCAUCACCAUUGCGUUGCGCUACUCAAUCGGCAGACGCCAGUUCGGCAAGAGUGCAGACGGCGGCGAGAUCAAGUUGUUGGACUACCCGUUGCACCAGAGCCGUCUCUUGCCAUUCCUCGCGACGGUUUACGUGAUGUCUUCUACCGCGCACAAGUUGGCGGAGUACAAUGUUGCGGUCAAUACGGCGUUGGACGCUGCGGUCACAUCUCGCGACCCGAAGAAGAUGGGCGCCGCCAUGAACGAAACCAAAAACUUGUUUGUGGUCUCCGCCUCCCUCAAGGCCACCUUCACCUGGUUGACUGCGUCGUUGAUCGAUGAGUGUCGUCAGUCAUGCGGUGGUCACGGUUACUCCGCCUACACCGGUUUCGGUAAGGGUUACGAGGACUGGGUCGUGCAAUGCACCUGGGAAGGUGACAACAACGUGUUGAGCAUGUCGGCUGGGAGGUCCUUGAUGCAGUCGCUUGUGAAGGUGCACAAGGGCAAGCAGGCCAGCGGCGAGUUGCUGUUCCUCAACCGUUAUGCUGAGUUGGGCGGCGAGUCGGAAGUGUUGGUGCACAGUUCAAUUGGCGACUUGAAGUCCGUCUUGCAGGCGUACCAGGCGCUCGUGAUCCGCACUGCAGACCACGGGGUGAAGACGUUGGCCAAGGAAAACGGCAACUGGGACGCGAUCGGGGUCAUCCAGGUCUCACUCUCCAAGAUCUUUGCCCACACCUACGCCUUAAGCAGCUACCUCGCCAAGGUUCAGGAUCCGGCCAUCGGUGGCAAGGUCCAGAGCCAGUUGAUCCUCAUGGCCGAGUUGUAUGCGCUCUCCACGUUGUCCACCUUCUCAUCGCUCUUCUUGCAGCACGGUAUCAUCUCCUCCGGUACUCUCGCGCACGUGCAGGGCCGGUUGAGAAACUUGAACGACCAGGUCAGACCGCAGGCGAUUGGGUUGACCGAUGCGUUCUUGUUGCCGGACUUUAUCAUCAACUCACCCUUGGGCAGAUAUGACGGGAACAUCUACGAGUCGUAUUUCAACACCGUCAAGGCUCAGAACCCUCCAUCCCAGACCAAGGCACCGUAUUCGGAGACCGUGUUGGAGCCAAUGCUCGGGAGAAGCGAUUUGGCCGUGAGGGAGAGAAAUGAGCGGUCCGAACAGGUGUUGAGCAUUUUAUCAAAGUGAAUUGCGAAAACGAGUGCGUAGCACGAGUUUGUGCUAGUUUUUUUCCCAGCUCUAAUGCACUAUUUUUAUGGUUUAUUUAUUGCAAUAGAUUUGUACGGUAAAUCUCGAACCACGUCU